UUCACUUUCUCUUGGAUGAGUCCUUUACUUGCACUCGGGUAUAAGAAAACACUGGACCUUGAAGAUGUUCCACAACUCGCCAAUUGUGAUAGUGCCAGUGUGGUCUUUGCACAUUUUAAAAACAAACUUGAAUCUGAUAGUGAUGACAGUACUACUGGUGGUCAAAUAAGCUCACUCAAAUUGGUAAAGGUAUUGAUUUUCUCAAUAUGGAAAGAAAUUCUAUGGACAGCUCUACUCUCCAUUGUAUGCACAUUAGCUUCUUAUGUUGGACCAUAUCUUAUUGGAGUCUUUGUUCAGUAUCUCAAAAGCCCUCUCCAACCAAAAUAUAAAGGCUAUAUGUUAGUUUAUAUUUUUUUUAUUUCAAAGCUCAUAAAGUGUCUCUCAGAGAGGCAUUUGUUCUUUCAAUUGCGAAAGAUGGGAAAUAGGGUCCGUGCUGCCUUAUUUGCAAUAAUCUAUAAGAAGGGUCUUAUGCUUUCAAGUCAAUCAAAGAGGGAUCACCCUAGUGGGAAAAACAUUAAUUUGUUGAGUGUUGAUGUUGAGAGGAUAGGAUUUUUCAGUUGGUACUUACAUGAUAUAUGGAGGGUGCCUGUUCAAAUUGUUCUAUCAUUGUUGAUCUUGUACAAGAACCUUGGGCUGGCUUCACUUGCAGCUUUUGUUGCCACAAUUAUUUUGAUGUUAGUAAAUGUUCCAUUGGGAAAACUACAAGAGAAGUUUCAAGGGGGAUUGAUGGAUUCAAAGGAUCGAAGGAUGAAGGCAACAACUGAGGCACUGAGGAAUAUGAGAAUUCUCAAGCUCCAGGGUUGGGAGAUGAAAUUCUUAUCUAAGAUUAUUAAGCUCAGGAACUUUGAGACAAUAUGGUUGAAAAAGUUAAUUUACACAUCAGUUAUAACUUCGUUUGUAUACUUGUCUGCUCCUAUGUUUGUAUCCAUGAUUACUUUUGGAUGUUGUAUACUUAUGAGAAUCCCACUAGAGUCAUGGAAGAUUCUAUCUGCAUUUGCAACAUUCGAGAUAUUACAAGGAUCUAUUUAUAAUCUUCCAGACACAAUUUCUAUGGUGAUUCAGACUAAAGUAUCCCUUGAUAGAAUAAUCACAUUCCUAUGUCUCGAUGAUCUCCAUCCAAAUAUAGUACAUAAGCUUCCAAAAGAUGACGAUGAGGUUGCAGUUGAGAUCGUCAAUGGGAGUUUCUCUUGGGACCUUCGUUCGCUUAAUCUCAUAUUAAAAGAUAUUAAUUUUCGAGUGUUUCAUGGUAUGAGAGUGGCUGUAUGUGGUUCUACUGGGUCAGGCAAGUCAAGCUUGCUUUCAUGCAUAUUGGGGGAAAUGUUAAAGGAAUCUGGAGACAUUAAAUUGAAUGGAACGAAAGCCUAUGUUGCACAAUCACCUUGGAUACAAAGUGGUAAGAUUGUGGACAAUAUAUUGUUUGGUAAGGAGAUGGACAAAGAAAAGUAUGAAAUGAUCCUUAAAGCAUGUUCAUUGAAGAAGGACAUAGAGUUGUGUGCCUUUGGAGACCAGACUAUGAUAGGAGAGAGAGGAAUCAACUUAAGUGGUGGACAGAAGCAAAGAAUCCAGAUUGCACGUGCAUUAUACCAUGAUGCUGACAUUUAUCUACUUGAUGAUCCUUUUAGUGCUGUGGAUGCUCACACAAGAACUCAUCUAUUUAAGGAGUGUUUGCUAGGAAUUUUGGGUUCAAAGACAGUGAUUCAUGUUACCCACGAAGUAGAGUUCUUACCUUUUGCUGAUCUUAUCCUGGUUAUGAGAGAUGGAAGGAUUACUCAAACAGGAAAAUACGAAGAAAUUCUUAAUUCAGGAACUGACUUUAUGGAAUUAGUGGGUGAACAUAAGAAAGCUUUAGCAGAAUUUAAUUCUGAUGAAUUUGGUCAUAAUCUAUGUAAUGAAAAGUCUAUUCAAGAUGAUAAGGAAAAGAAUCCUAAAAAUAAUAAAAAUGAAAAACUAGCUAGGCCAGAAGGGCAGCUUGUCCAACAAGAAGAGAGAGAAAAAGGUGGGGUUAGUAUUUCAGUUUAUUGGAACUAUGUUACCGCUGCAUAUAAAGGGGCUUUUGUACCAUUAAUAUUAUUGGCACAAAUUCUUUUUCAGUUUCUUGUAAUAUUCAGUAAUUACUGGAUGGUGUUAGCUACUCCUGUUUCAAAGGAUGUGAAACCUCAUGUUAGAGGAUCCACUCUCAUCUAUGUUUAUAUUGCUUUGACCCUCGGAAGCUCUCUUUGUAUACUUAUAAGGUCCAUGCUCAUUGUAACCGUUGGAUACAAGACAUCCACAAUGUUUUUCAACAAAAUGCAUUUUUGCAUUUUUCGUGCCCCCUCGUCAUUUUUUGAUUCUACCCCGAAUGGAAGAAUUCUUAAUCGGGCAUCUAUAGAUCAAAGUGCAGUCGAUACCACUAUUCCACAUCAAAUUGAAGAAGUUCUAAUCUCAAUCAUAAGAUUCUUGGGAACUGCUAUAGUAAUGUCACAGGUUGCAUGGCAAAUAUUAAUAGUUUUUAUUCCAAUGACUGUGACAUGCAUUUGGUACCAGAAAUACUACAUAUCUACAACACGAGAACUAUCACGAUUGGUUGGUGUGUGCCAGGCUCCAAUUUUACAACAUUUUUCUGAAUCUAGUUCAGGUUCAACUACAAUCAGAUGCUUUAAUCAAGAAGAGAGGUUUAUAGACGCAAAUCUCAAGUUGGUGGAUGAGUAUUUCCGGCCCAAAUUUCAUCUCUCUGGUGCAAUGGAGUGGUUAUGCUUCCGCAUGGAUAUGUUGGCGUCUAUCACAUAUGCCGUCUCAUUGAUUUUCUUGAUCUCAAUGUUAAAGGGAGUACUUAGCCCUGGCGUUAUGGGGUUAGCAGUCACAUAUGGGCUUCGUUUUAGUUUCCAUGGGGUCAUAUGGGAUCUUAGCAGUCUUGAAAAUAAAAUCAUAGCUAUUGAGAGAAUGCAACAAUAUUCUUGCAUCCUUAGUGAACCCCCUUUGUUAGUAGAAGAAAAUAGACCAGAUCGGGAAUGGCCGUCACAAGGGAAAGUUGACAUUGUUGAUCUGCAGAUCCGGUAUGGCCUACACUUUCCUCUUGUCUUGCGAGGUCUCACAUGCACUUUCCCUGGAGGAAUGAAAAUUGGCAUUGUUGGGCGAACAGGAAGUGGUAAAUCAACUCUCGUACAAGCUCUCUUUCGUUUGCUUGAACCUACAACGGGUCAAAUUUGGAUAGAUGGUAUCAAUAUUGCCCAAAUUGGCCUUCAUGAUUUACGAUCAAGGUUGAGCAUCAUCCCGCAAGACCCAAUAAUGUUUGAGGGUACUUUAAGAAGCAAUCUUGACCCGACUGAAGAGUACACUGAUGAACAAAUAUGGGAGGCUUUAGAUAAGUGCCAACUUGGUGAUGAAGUUAGAAAGAAGCAAGGAAUGCUUGAUUCUACAGUGACUGAGAAUGGAGAGAAUUGGAGCAUGGGUCAAAGGCAGCUACUAUGUUUAGGGCGGGUAUUGCUCAAGAAAAGCAAAGUGUUAGUACUUGGUGAAGCUACUGCUUCAGUGGAUACUGCAACUGAUUAUCUAAUCCAGCAAACGCUUAGGCAACACUUCUCAGGGUCUACUAUCAUCACAAUUGCACAUAGAAUAACAUCAAUUCUUGAUAUUGAUAUGGUCCUCUUUCUCGAUAAUGGACUUAUACUGGAAUAUGAUUCCCCAGCCAAAUUGCUAGAGAUCAAGUCCUCAUCAUUUGCAAAGCUUGUUAAGGAGUAUACUCAAAGAUGUAGUUUCUAG
Molecule: messenger RNA, 3738 nt
Organism: Macadamia integrifolia
Lineage: Eukaryota; Viridiplantae; Streptophyta; Magnoliopsida; Proteales; Proteaceae
Product: ABC transporter C family member 3-like
Exons: 11
Coding region: 16-3738 (1240 amino acids)
Biological process (GO): transmembrane transport
Cellular component (GO): plant-type vacuole; vacuolar membrane
Molecular function (GO): ABC-type transporter activity; ATP binding; ATP hydrolysis activity
Source: RefSeq, a predicted model, not a curated record